This is a messenger RNA of Vicugna pacos (alpaca), 6519 nucleotides long. The record is from RefSeq and is a predicted model, not a curated record. Lineage: Eukaryota; Metazoa; Chordata; Mammalia; Artiodactyla; Camelidae.
UUGGAAGUUGGGGCCAGAGCUGGAAGAAGGUACUUCAAUAUGGAAGGAAUUUGUUAAGCAGAGCUGCUGAAUUGCUACACUCUGGACCUUUGAGUGGGCGAUGAAACUGAGGCACAGAGAGGUUAAAGAACUUGCCCAAAUUCACAUAGCUGGAAAUGACUUAGAGGCCUUACAAAUACAUCUGUGCAUUCUUGCUUCAGACUUUACAAUUGAGGGCCAACCCAGUCUGGAAGCACCUCUUAUUAAUGUUACAAGGAAACCGCUACCUCAGCAAACAAAAGGAAAGGAGAAGACUUACAAUAACAGAUGCCAUUUUUUGCAAAAAAAACUUGUUUUCAGAAAAUAUUAAAGGAAACUUGGAAAUUUUUCGCAUUGAGAAGCUUUACAGGUAAAUGGAUUUGGCAGGCAGGCUCUGUCAAAAUUCUGCAGAGAUUUGAUCUUCCUUCCUAAGGACUUAGUGUGAAGUUAUUCUGUACUGCUUUUUAAAUUGCUGUUGAUCAGCUUGUGGGUUUUGGGUUCUAACUUUUCUGGUAUAUUGAAGAUACAUUAUAUUACAUUUUUUAAAGUUAAGUUAUUUUUCUGCCAUUGUAAAUACAGUAUCAAAAUAUUCUUGCAAAGCAAUUAUAGGUAAACAUUUUUCUCAGCAAGCAUAUCUUUUUAUUAAGAGAGUGGAGCGCUAACAGUUCUUAUAUAGCAUUUUAGACACACUUUUAUUUUUUGUCAGAGGUCCUGCCUACACUGAAAAUAUUAAUUAUAUAAACCCGUUGUCCUUUUCACAUCUACGUUGGAUCACAUGGUCACCUGCCUCAUGGAAAUGCCUUUUUUAAAACUUAGAUUUGCAGAACUCCAUUAUUUUUAUACCUAGCCACAGUAUUAGGUGAAAAGGAAAAGGAGGACUCAGAACCCUGACCCUCUGGCGGUCACUGGGACAGUCGGCCUUCCCGCAUGUAUUGCUGCAGCGCCCAGGACAGUAAAAUGGACUACAAGCGGCGCUUCCUGCUUGGCGGGUCCAAGCAGAAGGGGCAGCAGCACCAGCAGUACCCGAUGCCCGAGCUGGGCCGCGCGCUGAGUGCCCCGCUGGCGUCCACGGCCGCCACCGCCCCCCUGGGCGGCCUGGCCGCUGCCGGCAGCUGCCACCACGCCGUGCCCCACUCCACCCCCAUCGCUGACAUCCAGCAGGGCAUUUCCAAGUACCUGGAUGCCCUCAACGUCUUCUGCCGUGCCAGCACUUUCCUCACAGAUCUCUUCAGCACCGUGUUCAGGAACUCUCACUACUCCAAGGCAGCCAUGCAGCUCAAAGACGUGCAAGAGCACGUCAUGGAAGCCGCCAGCCGGCUGACGUCAGCCAUAAAGCCCGAGAUCGCCAAAAUGCUGAUGGAACUCAGUGCCGGGGCCGCAAACUUUACGGAUCAGAAGGAAUUCAGUCUCCAGGACAUUGAGGUAGAGUAUCUUCUGUGUCACACUCGGGUAGGAAAAUGUAUUCCAGAGGUGCUGGGGCGAUGUUUCCUGACAGUGGUGCAGGUCCAUUUCCAGUUUUUGACCCAGGCAUUACAGAAGGUCCAGCCAGUGGCUCACUCUUGCUUUGCCGAGGUGGUUGUGCCAGAAAAAAAGAGCAGUGGCGGCAGUGGCAGCUUAUCUGGCAUGGGCCACACCCCGGAGCUGGAGGAGGCGGUGCGAUCCUGGCGGGGUGCUGCUGAGGCAACAUCUAGACUAAGAGAAAGAGGCUGUGAUGGCCGCCUGGCAGGAAUUGAAGUUCAGCAGCUCUUCUGUUCUCAAAGUGCAGCAAUUCCUGAGCACCAGCUAAAAGAACUGAACAUAAAAAUUGACAGUGCUCUGCAAGCAUAUAAAAUAGCGCUGGAAAGUUUAGGUCACUGUGAAUACGCAAUGAAAGCUGGUUUCCACCUGAAUCCUAAGGCAAUUGAAGCCAGUUUGCAGGGCUGCUGCAGCGAGGCGGAAGCGCAGCAGACGGGGCGGAGGCAGACCCCCCCGCAGCCCAUGCAGUGUGAGCUUCCCACCGUCCCCGUGCAGAUAGGAUCCAGCUUCCUGAAGGGUGUCUCCUUCAACGAGUCGGCCGCUGACAAUCUGAAACUUAAGACGCACACAAUGUUACAGCUGAUCAAGGAGGCAGGCUGCUACAAUGGAAUCACGCCCAGGGAUGAUUUUCCUGUGACUGAAGUCCUGAACCAGGUGUGCCCGUCCACAUGGCGGGGUGCCUGCAAGACGGCCGUGCAGCUGCUGUUUGGCCAAGCUGGGCUGGUGGUAGUUGACACGGCACAAAUAGAAAAUAAAGAAGCCUAUGCCCCCCAGAUCAGUUUAGAAGGCUCCAGAAUCGUGGUUCAAGUCCCGUCCACAUGGUGCCUGAAAGAAGACCCUGCUACCAUGUCCCUGCUGCAGAGAAGCCUCGAUCCUGAGAAGACCCUGGGUCUGGUGGACGUGCUGUACACGGCUGUGCUGGACCUCACCCGCUGGAGGGCAGGGAGGGAACAAGCUUUACCCUGCAUACAAAUCCAGCUUCAAAGAGAGAUCUGUGAUUUUGGGAAUCAGACUGACCUGCCUUCUGGGAAUGGAAACAAAUCUUCAGGUGGCCUGCAGAAGACAUUCUCCAAACUGACGUCCCGGUUCACCAAGAAAGCUUCGUGUACUAGCUCCAGCAGCAGCACCAAUUACUCCAUUCCAAAUACCCCUUCCAAAAAUAUCUUCAUAGCUGGGUGUUCAGAAGAGAAGGCCAAAAUGCCCAGUAAUAUUGACUCAAGGUUACAAAGCAUUUUGAACAUUGGCAGUUUCCCUAGGACUACAGACCCUUCACAGUCAGCUCAGAAUUCCAGUAAUCAAAUGGCCAAUGGUUUUCUCAUGGAAAGGCGUGACAACUUCCUGCAAGUGGAUGAUGGCAAGGAUGAGAAGGGAAUGAACUUACCAACUGAUCAGGAAAUGCAGGAGGUGAUAGAUUUUCUUUCGGGCUUUAACAUGGGCCAGUCACAUCAGGGCUCCCCAUUGGUGACAAGACGUAAUUCUGCUGUCACAGCCAUGGUGACUGAGCCGAAGGCAGGAGCCAUGCAGCCGCAGCAGCCGUCACUGCCAGUGCCCCCUCCACCGCGGCCACCUCAGGCUGGGGCACAUACACCCCUGACACCCCAGCCGGGCCUGGCACCUCAGCAGCAGUCCCCAAAGCAGCAACAACCCCAAGUCCAGUACUACCAACACCUGCUCCAACCCGUUGGACCACAGCCGCCCCCACCCCAGCCUCGGGCCCCUGGGAAAUGGGUACACGGCUCAUCCCAGCAGCCAGCACAGCCCGUUGGAGCGGGUCUGUCUCCUCUUGGCCAGUGGCCUGGCAUGUCUGAUCUCAGUUCUGACUUGUACAGCUUGGGUCUGGUGAGCAGCUAUAUGGAUAAUGUGAUGUCAGAGGUUUUGGGGCAGAAGCCACAGGGACCUAGAAAUAACACCUGGCCAAACCGUGACCAAAGCGAUGGAGUCUUUGGAAUGUUGGGAGAGAUUCUGCCUUUUGAUCCUGCAGUGGGUUCGGACCCCGAGUUUGCACGCUAUGUGGCAGGAGUGAGCCAGGCAAUGCAGCAGAAGCGGCAGGUCCAGCAUGGUCGCCGCCCAGGCAACCCCCGUGGCCACUGGCCGCCCAUGGAUGAUGCCCAUCGGACCUGGCCUUUCCCAGAGUUCUUCGCAGAAGGGGAUGGCCUGCACAGCGGCUGGUCGGGUGCUCAGGGAGACUCAGCCAGCUCGAGUGAUGAGACAUCCUCUGCCAACGGGGACAGCCUGUUCUCCAUGUUUUCAGGGCCUGACCUCGUUGCUGCUGUGAAGCAGAGAAGGAAGCACAGCAGUGGAGAGCAGGAGACCAGCACGCUGCCCUCGCCGCCUCUUCUCACUACAGUGGAGGAUGUGAACCAGGAUAACAAAACCAAAACGUGGCCGCCCAAAGCCCCCUGGCAACACCCUUCCCCGCUGCCUGGCACCCUUCCUGGCCCGAGCUCACCACUCUAUGCAGUCGCCAGCCCCGGCAGCCAGUGGAACGACACCAUGCAGAUGCUGCAGUCCCCAGUGUGGGCUGCCACCAGCGACUGCAGCGCCGCCUCCUUCACCUACGUGCAGACCCCACCGCAGCCCCCUCCCGCACCAGCACACAAGGCAGCACCCAAGGGCUUCAAGGCCUUCCCUGGGAAGGCUGAGCGAAGGCCGGCCUACUUGCCCCAGUACUGACCCAGGGCCUGCCUGCCCAGAGCUGUUGGGGCCAGUGUCCCUGCCCUAGGGCUGACUAGCUGGCACAGCCCCCCAGAGGACCAGUGCACCCCUGUCCCAGGCAGGGAUCCUUGGGGAUGGGGGUGGUUGGCAGCUCUCCAAAUCUUUAAGGCCUGGCUUCUCAAAAUUUUGGAGGCAUCAGACCCCUGGAGGGCCAGCUGAAGAUGGAGGUUUCUGGCCCUCUUCAGGGAGAUGCUGGGGGAUCUUCGAGCUUAAUAAGCACCUCUGGUGAUUCUGAUGCAGGUGGGCCACAGGCCACACUUUGAGAAACACAGCUCUCAAGUUUGUAGUCCCACUGUGUGUGUUGGGAAGGCAUCAGGCCUGAAUGCUGAGAGCAAAACUGACCAUUCUUCUGACACCCUCCUCUUCCCCUCAACAUGUUGAGUGAUGACCACACCAAUCACUGUAUUUUAUAGCUAUUUUUCAUGUAGGUUUUUAGUUAAAACAUCUCCUGCCUAAAAUGCAUUGAAUAUUUUAAGAUAACAUACAGUGGCUGGAGGUCUGUUCAACACUAUCUUUAUUUAAGCUUACACAAACUGGGUGAAGUAUAGGAUAUUUGUGAUCAGAAGCAGUCAUCUGAGUUUUCUAUAGGGGGACAGCCCCUCGCCAUCCCAGCAGCACCCAAGGGGUGCAACCUUUACCGGAUUGACGCAAGCAGGAUGAUAAAACUGACGUCAGAGGCGUAUUCCUGGUGGUGUGUGGAGAUGCGCCCGCUGGCUGCUGUCUGAGUACGGGAUAAAGUUACACCUUCCGCCCUCAGGUCCUUCCACACGUGGCCAGAGGCUUCGACACAGUCUCCAAAUGUGGGGGUGUGGUCAGGGGGCUGCAGAGAGACACCUGCAUUUGAAACUGCAGUAACGUUGUGAGCUGGCUCAAGACAAACCAAUUAAGUUGUGGAUAGGAACUAAUUUAAAAGGCUUUUCUUUAAAAAAAGAAACAAAGACAAAAAACCACCUCAUUUUCAGUUAACAUGUGCUAUUAAAUAGAUAACAUCCUGUGGAUUUAGGGGUAUCUUCCAGCCAGAAUGGAUCCAGAAGAAUUGAAUGGUGCUUAAAUUGAGAAAUAAUAAAUAUAUCUAUAUAGAAUAGACAUAUCCCACUGUAUAUUAAUUGAGGUUACAGAAGUUCUUUAUAUAAAACUUAUUUAAAUUUUUCAUAUUUCAUCUUUGAAAAGUCUAAUUGAGAAAAAUCCAUAAUAUUUUCUGGUAUGAAAGUUUGACAGUAUUAAUAUUUUUUUUAUAUUUUCUUAAAUCAUUAAACCAUUUUAAUAUAUGUUAACUACUAAUAAAUGGUUUAUUCUUUCUAACUCCAUAAAGCUUUUCCAGCAGAGAUUGUAAUAACACAGUUACGUUCUCAUUUUUCUACGGAUAUAAGUAAAUUUAUAUUUAAAAAAACCAAAAAGAAUAUAUAUAUAUAUGUAUGUAUACACACUAAUUAUAGAGGACCCUUAGUGUCUGAGCCCAGCCAUCUAAAGUUUUAGUACUGUGUUGCCAGGCUGUUUCCAGGCCUCGGGUGUUGUUGUCUUUUGUGCUGUGUGGGGAUGCCAUUGCUGCCUGUACUCAUGAUCCUUUCCCCGUGGGUUCUGAACAUUCACCUCACCAUGUUUACAGAAAACUGUUUUGUACAUAGACUCUUUCAGGCACGUGCUUUGCACCAACCCUGCGUGGCUCUUGUCCGUGUUAGCUGUCACAGUGUGUGCACUAAUCUCUGUUGAAGUUGUCCGUGGCUGUUUUACUUGUAAGAUAGUUUUCUACUUCCUUCAGUAAUGUGUCUGCAGUCCCCUGUAUUUCGAGUUCUAUUAUCCGGAAGUACCCUUGUUUUAAUAGUGCCUCCCCAAAGACCUCACCCUGGACAGAGGUCGGUCCUUGAUGCUCCAGCACAGGUGACAUCGACAUUGCUAAUUGCCACUUUGCAGUCUGUUUUUCUGAUUAAGGAAGACAUUUUGUAAUUGCAUCUCCAUGGGCUGUGAGACUGGGUGAAGCUGUUUGUGUGGUCUCUUUGUAGGUGCUGUGUUCUCAGCACCGCCUUGCUCUGAACACUGGUUAUUCCAGGUGCUGCGCUCGGCAGAGGGGUCUCGCCAAAGCGCAUGUGUGUGCAUGUGUGAGUGUGUGUGUCCUUUGCAUGGCCGGGCGUGGCUGCCUUGCUCGGACAUCAGCAGGACAUCGUGUGACUAGUUACAACGCUUCCAAACUGGAACUCUACAUUUUGUAUCUUACUUUUAAAGCUCCUAUAAGUAAAAUAACUAUUGGCUUUAUUAAAAAUAUACAUUUAAUAA